UGUGUGUGUUAGCUGAGAUUAAUUGUGGUUGAUGUUUCUCUUUCAGCUCACGCUGGGGCCUGCUACCCAAAGCAAGACCCGGAGCGUGGCGGUGGUCACAUGAUCUCCACAGAUGACCUGGAGUACCCACGGGAGUACCGGAGCCUGGGCAGCGGCGGGCGCCGCUUCUCCAACGUGGGCCUGGUGCACACGUCCGAACACAGACACACGGUGAUGGCCGCCCAGAGCCUGGAGGCUCUCAGCAACCUGCACAAGGCUGAACUGGAACGGAAACGCGACGCCUUCAUGGACCAUCUGAAGAACAAGUACCCACCUCAACACUCGCUCCCCCCGUCACCGUCUCCAUCCCACGGCAGCAUGAGGGGCAGCUCGGAGAGGAGCGCACGUGAGCAGCAACAGCCAAACUACUGGAGUUUUAAGAGUCGCAGUCCUCGUCAUUCCCAGUCCACUCAAUCCGGCUUGGCCGACCAGGCCUCCAAACUCUCCUACGCCUCGGCGGAGUCUCUGGAGACCAUGUCUGAGGCCGACAUGCCGCUGGGAUUCAAUCGCAUGAACCGCUUCCGCCAGAGUCUGCCACUGUCUCGGUCUGCCAGCCAAAACAAGCUACGUUCUCCAGGCGUCCUGUUCCUGCAGUUUGGUGAUGAGACCAGGCGUGUCCACAUCACUCAUGAGCUGACCAGCAUGGAGACUCUGCACGCGCUCAUCGUACACAUGUUCCCUCAAAAGUUGACCGCCAGCAUGCUCAAAUCCCCCAACACAGCUAUCCUGAUCAAGGACGAGGCGCGCAACGUCUUUUACGAGCUGGAGGACGUGCGGGACAUCCAGGACCGGAGCAUCAUCAAGAUCUACCGCAAGGAGCCCAUCUAUGGUACCUACACAGCGGCCGCACACCUGGCCAACGGAGACCUGCGGAGAGAGAUGGUGUAUGCAUCACGCGAGUCGUCACCCACCCGCCGCCUGAACACCCUCCCGUCAUCUGGCUCCUCCCCUUCGCCCUCGUCCCCCGCCCGCUCCCGUCUUUCCUACAGCGGUGGUCGUCCUCCGUCCUUCGCUGGGUCUCAGCACGGGCAUCACGGACACCACGGGUCUCCGGCUCACGGAACAGUGGGCAUGACCGCAUCGCCCUCGGCCAUCCUGGAGCGCCGCGACGUCAAACCGGAUGAGGAAGUCGCCGCCAAGAAUGCACUGUUAAAGAACGAAAGCCUGUACGCUGACCCCUACAGCCUGGUGCCUGACGGGCAUCGUCUGAGCAUCGCAUCCAUGGGGGACCCGAUGGGCAUGCCGGUACCUGGAGGGCUCUACCGGCGUGGCUCGGUGCGCUCUCUGAGCACGUACUCAGCCGUGGCCCUGCAGGGUGAUUUGGACGACCCGCUGUAUAAGCCAGGCGCCCCGCUGUACCCGGACGCCUACCCCACACUGGGCGCCGGUUUCAGGCUGUCGUCUUCUUCCUCUCCGCAGAAGAUGUCCGACUCAUAUUCUGGCACGCUGAGUCGUAGUUCACCGGUUAAACAGAGCUUUAGGAAGGACUCGUCCUCGUCUGUGUUCGUGGAGAGCCCUAAAUCGAGACCGGGCUCCAGUUCUGAGCCGCUGAGCGGAGACGGAGGCAGAACGAUGUCCGGCUUCGGGAAUGAGACGGACACACGCAGGGAUCGUAUGGAGGCAAUGGAAAAGCAGAUAGCGAGCCUUACAGGCCUGGUACAGAGUGUCCUAACCCGAGCACCAGACAGUGACAGCACCGAGAAGACGGAGUCCACCAGCGACGGCUCAGCCACAGGAACUCUGACCCCGUGUGCCCCGCUGGCCCUGAUGCCUCCUCCGCCGUCAAGCCCGCAUGCAAACGCCGUGUCCAAGCUCCAGAUGCAGCUGCACCUACAUGAGCUCAAGCAGAACGCCACCGACCUGCGCAAACAGCUCGCCCAGCUUCGCAAGAUGCAGUUACAGAACCAGGAGUCGGUGAGGUCUCUGGUGAAGAGGACGGAGGCCGAGCUGAGCAUCCGUGUGUGUGACGCUCUGAGGAAACAGGAGGACCCUCUGCAGAGACAGCGCCUCCUAGUGGAGGAGGAGAGACUCAAAUACCUCAAUGAGGAGGAGCUCAUCAUCCAGCAGCUGCAUGAUUUGGAAAAGUCGGUGGACGAGAUUCAGAAGGAGAAUGCAGUGAAUCACAGACACGUUACAGUGCAGGAGCUGGAGGAGAAAUCCACCGUACUGAGGAGGCUCGGCGAGACGCUCACUGAGCUCAAGAAUCAGUUCCCGGGGCUGCAGAGUAAGAUGCGAGUGGUGUUGAGGGUGGAGGUAGAGGCCGUCAAGUUCUUGAAGGAGGAACCUCACCGACUUGAUGCUUUGCUAAAGCGCUGCAAAACCAUCACUGACACACUAACCACACUCAAGAGGCACAUGAACGAGGGUUCAAGAAAGAACAUGGAUGAAUACUCCAGCCCCUCUUCCAAACACAGUGGGGAUGACUACAGGAAAAACGCUGACUUCGACAUUCCCACCAGCCCACCGCUCAACCUUAACGAGACCAGUCUGGCCAACUGGAGCCCUCAUGGACACGGCCACGCCCACAACAACCCAUCAUCGGGGCAGCAUGGGUCACUGAAGGGCCGGGGCCUGGAGGAGCUGGGGGGACGAGCUGGAACUGAUAAGGCGUCUUCAGUGGAAGUCAGACUGGCCGCUGAGAGGGACUGGGAGGAGAAGCGUGCCAGUCUAACCCAGUACAGCGCUCAGGACAUCAACCGGCUGCUGGAGGAGACGCAGGCAGAGCUUAUGAAGGCCAUCCCGGACCUGGACUUCGCUGCAAAGCAGAUCAAACCAGCCCAGAACCAAAGCCAGAUCCAGAACCAGAUGGACUCGCCGGUUAGCACCAACGCCACUCCCGAACACAAAUCCAGCAAAGCCCAGCACACCGCGCACAAAGUCUCCGCCAAGGACGCGGGAAACAGGCGAGGAUCGGACGAGCUCACUGUGGCGAGGUAUCGCACGGAGAAGCCGUCCAAAUCGCCCCCGCCUCCACCCCCCCGGCGGAGCUUCCCCACCUCACCGGGUCUUGUCGCCCGCAGUGGGGAGAUGAACAUGUCCAACAAAAGCAUAAAGAAAUCAGAGUCAGAGGAGACGGAGAUUCAGAAGCCGCACGCGAAGUUGAGGAGGAGCGUGUCUGAAGCUCCACGGUCGGCCUCCACACCCCCGACGGUGAUGGGAGGGGAGAGGGAGGACGGAGAGGCCGAGCAGAUCGCUGCAGAACUAGAGAGCGGUGGUGGGAAGGCAAUUUCUCGACUCAAGCAUCUCCAGCAGAGCGGCUCCGACAAGAGCAAAGUGAGCAAACAGAGGGACGACUUUCUGAAAAGCCAGGGACAACAACAGCCUUGACUCUGACCCCACACAGCAGUGAGGAGCCACUUCACAUGACCUAACCCUACCUUCCUCUUGUCCUUUUCCUCGUCAUCAUUUACCUUGGAGCCUCCUCUCACUAUGACCCCUUGCCCCAAUAUGAAAGAGUCCCACCCUCUUGCUCUUUCCAUAAAAAGUGUGUCUAUGGAAGAUAGACAUUUAUCCAUAAACUUAAUAAGGAAACUGUAAAUCAUCUUGACUUUCUUCUCUCUUCUCUCUCUUCGGCUCUCUCCUAACUUACUGCUUAUAGAGAGAGUUGUUUCUGCUCCCCAGUACCCGAGCUGCUAGCUUCUCUGGCUGCCAACCCUCUGCGAUCC
Trichomycterus rosablanca is the source of this 3704-nucleotide messenger RNA. RefSeq names its product SRC kinase signaling inhibitor 1a (gene srcin1a). Gene Ontology annotation, biological process: regulation of dendritic spine morphogenesis. Gene Ontology annotation, cellular component: actin cytoskeleton; postsynaptic density; cytoplasm. The record is from RefSeq and is a predicted model, not a curated record. The transcript is spliced from 17 exons. NCBI's taxonomy places the organism in Eukaryota, Metazoa, Chordata, Actinopteri, Siluriformes, Trichomycteridae. The coding region runs from base 100 to 3366 and encodes 1088 amino acids.